AUGCUGGGUCUACGAAGUUGCGCCAGCGCAGCUGCCGUGCUGGCUGCUCUUCCCCAUGUGCUCGCUAUUACUCCAGAGCAAAUGCUCGCGGCUCCUCGACGGAGUGAAGCAAUACCGAAUCGUUCAGGAACUCUGGCAGCCUUCACUUCAACCAGCUACUCCUUCGACACGCACAAUACAUCCACUUCUUGGAACUUGCUGGAUCUGAAUACGGGCGAUAUCAGCCUGCUAUACAAUGGUUCUGAGAUCUCUGAAAUGAUCUGGAUAGGACCAACCGACACCAGCGUUCUCUAUGUCAAUGGCACCAACCGCGAAGUUGACGGCGGCGUCGAGUUGUACAUGGUUGCGUCGAUUCCAGCGCCCUUGUCCGGACUGAAAGCUGCCGUGACACAGAGUGGUGCAAUCAACUUUCUGAUGAACGGCCAGCGGUAUCCAAAUGGUACAGCCUACAAUGAAGCUCUGGCAGAAACGCCUGCAAGCACAGCUCGGCUGUAUGACAGCAUAUAUGUUCGUCAUUGGGACCGUUGGCUCACACCAGAAACAUUCACUCUCUUUGCCGGCACACUAACUCCAGCUUCGGAUUCUUCAAACUCAUCCUCGGCAUGGAGCUUCUCAGGAGAGUUGCGGGAUCUCUUGGCUGGCAUCGAAGGACAAGCCGAAACGCCAGUGCAGCCAUUUGGAGAUAGUGGAGACUACGAUAUCACGCCGGACGGCUCCACAGUGGCCUUCCUAACCAAAGCGCCAGAGCUGCCGUACGCAAACUACACAGCCAGCUACAUUUUCCUCGUACCUCAUGACGGUUCAGCUGUCGCUGCUCCUUUCAAUUGCCACAAUUGUUCUGCAACGCCGGAAAACGCUAGAGGUGCUUCAGCUGCUCCAAGGUUCUCUCCCGAUGGCUCGAGCAUUGCCUAUUUCCAAAUGGACGGCGAAACUUACGAAUCAGACAAGAACAAAAUCUACAUUGCGCGGUUAGAUGAUAGCAUCACCGUCACAGAGCUGGCUGAUGACUGGGACCGAUCUCCUGACCAGCUCCGGUGGGCCCCAGAUGGCCAGUCACUAUUUGUGGCGGCUAAAGAUGUUGGCCGCGAACGAUUGUUCAGUCUGCCGAUAGAUGCCGGCGCAGACUAUGUGCCAACAAACUACUCUGACCCCGGGGUCAUCGCAGCAUUCCACAUCCUUCCCGACUCGUCAGCUCUCGUCUCUUCGUCAAGUAUCUACUCAUCGCGCGACUUCUACAUCGCCACCCCAGAAGAUAAGACCUGGCUCUUCACCUCCAACUCCACCGACCCCGAACUCUCCGGCCUAGGCCCCGAAGACGUCUCCGACUUCUGGUAUCAAGGAAACUUCACCACCGUCCACGGCUGGAUCGUCUAUCCAGAGAGCUUCACCGAUACAUCCACCUAUCCACUCGCCUUCCUCAUCCACGGUGGGCCCCAGUCCGCCUGGCUGAAUUCCUGGUCCACGAGAUGGAACCUGCGGACUUGGGCCGACCAAGGCUACGUUGUUGUGGCCAUCAACCCCACGGGAAGCACCUCGUACGGCCAAGCCUUCACCGACGCCAUUCAAAAUAAUUGGGGGAGUUACCCCUACGAUGACCUAGUUAAAGGCUGGGAACACAUCAACUCCUCUGAAGAAUUCCCCUACGUAGACACCGCCAACGGUAUUGCGGCCGGAGCAAGUUACGGCGGCUACAUGGUCAACUGGAUUCAGGGGCACGACCUCGGUCGAGAAUUCCAAGCCCUCGUUACACACGAUGGCGUGACAAGCACACUAAACCAAUACACAACGGAAGAACUAUGGUUCAUGCAGCAUGACUUUAACGGCACGUUGUGGGACAACCGAGACAACUACGAGCGAUACGAUCCGAUCAGAUAUGCGAGAAACUUCGCGACGCCACAUUUCGUGGUGCACGGUUCCAAGGACUAUCGAUUGCCCGUCAGCGAAGGCGUGUUCUUGUUCAAUGUCUUGCAGGAGCUGGGGGUGGAUAGCCGCUUCUUGAAUUUCCCGGACGAGGGCCAUUGGGUCCUGAACCGCGAGAACAGCCGAGUCUGGCAUCACGAGAUCUUCAGGUUCAUCAAUGCAUACUCGGGUGCCUCGGGGUCGACGUGA
Messenger RNA from Endocarpon pusillum Z07020, 2109 nucleotides. RefSeq names its product Dipeptidyl-peptidase 5. NCBI's taxonomy places the organism in Eukaryota, Fungi, Ascomycota, Eurotiomycetes, Verrucariales, Verrucariaceae. The record is from RefSeq and is a predicted model, not a curated record. Gene Ontology annotation, biological process: proteolysis. The transcript has 5 exons. Gene Ontology annotation, molecular function: serine-type endopeptidase activity. The coding region runs from base 1 to 2109 and encodes 702 amino acids.